Molecule: messenger RNA, 1485 nt
Organism: Ixodes scapularis (black-legged tick)
Lineage: Eukaryota; Metazoa; Arthropoda; Arachnida; Ixodida; Ixodidae
Exons: 2
Coding region: 1-1485 (494 amino acids)
Molecular function (GO): nucleic acid binding
Source: RefSeq, a predicted model, not a curated record
AUGGCCGGCACCACGGUAAAAACUCCCUCAGGCAUCAUACUGCAGGUCGGAGGCAAAGACGUCCCUCGGGUCCGGCGACUUCGGAUACUCGGUCUGUGGUUGCAGGAGGAUGGCAAGAACACAUACAGCAUCGGAGUCCUCCGUAACCACGCACAGCAAGUAGGAAGACUCAUAGCAAGAAUCGCCGGAAAACGGUACGGGAUGAAAGAGCGGAAUGUCAUUCGCCUUAUCAAAGCCUUCGUGAUUAGCCGGAUUGCCUACAUUGCACCCUUCCUGGACUUGACACUCACGGAGAGGGAUGCCAUCGAUCGCAUCAUCCGCUGCGUAUACAAGAAAGCGCUUCACCUAACACCUUCAACAGAGACCAAGCGACUCGAGAAGCUUGGGCUUCACAACACCCUCUCGGAAAUCAUUGAGGCACAGAGGAUAGCCCACUACGAAAGGCUAUCUCUGACCACAGCGGGAAGAACCAUCCUCACAUCUUUGGGCAUCAACUACCACCCAACAGGGCACAGUACGCGAGGCUGGCUUCCAAACGAGCUACGCGAGCAACUAAAGAUUUCGCCUCUGCCUCGUCACAUGCAUCCAGUGCACGACGCAGGCAGACGCAUGGCCAGAGUGAAGGCUCUGGAGAACACUCUACAGGAAGGCUGCGACGACUCCGAGGUGACCUAUGUCGACGCAGCCUCAGCUGACAGGGGUCGAAUGACCCUUGCAGUUACGAAUCGCUCCGGCCAAAUCCUCACGGCAGGCAGCAUGUACACCAGCAACAGUGCAGAGGCAGAGGAGGCAGCCAUCGCCUUGGCCCUCACCCUCAGCACCACGAAAGUCAUAGUCAGUGACUCCCAGAUGGCCAUCCGCCAGUACAUGCGUGGUCACAUCUCUGACAAAGCCCUCAAGAUCGCCACUGGUCAUCGUCUGAUUGACCACCCAGUCCGCAUACUGUGGUCUCCAGCCCAUGCGUCACUCCCAGGCAACGAGAGUGCUCACAGUGCAGCCUGCGCUCUUACCAACCGGGCUAGCACACCAAGUGAGCACUCGACCUUCGCCACGUGGAACCACGACAACCUCUACACCUUUAAGGGGGUGCUGGACCACUACCGAGUAGAACGCCGAGCCUACCCAGAGGCUCACAGCACUCUCAACAAGGCAGAAUCCACCAUCCUCCGUCAAGUCCAGACGGAGACCUUCCUCAACCCGGCGCAGUUGCACUCGUGGUACCCAGAUACCUACGACCCGUCUUGCAGGAACUGUGGCGAGAUCGCCACACUCCACCAUAUACUCUGGGGGUGUCCGGAGCUGCUUCUUCACUCGAAGGAUAAGGAGUUCAUCAAGCAAGCCAGGCAACCAGGCGCCUGGGAAUCCUUCCUGCGGGAUCCUGACCCCACGACUCAGAAAAUUCUAGUCCAGCUGGCCUCGGACGCCGCCGGGAACAUCGCGUCUCGUCUGUCGACCGAGGGGAUCGCUUCGUCAAGGCGGCACUAG